CACACACACCACACACACACACACAUACAUACACACACCACACACACACACACACACACACCAUUCAAAACAACAACACACAAACAAAUAUCCGUGACAUGCGUCAGAGUAUGGGUAUAUAGUCUAUGCACUCAAAUAUUCGUCAAUUAAGUCUUCUUUCACAAAAAACCCCUACCCCCCAAAAAACCCCACCACAACACACACACACUAUAAAUUUCCACAAAAAAGCCCAUUAAAAAUCCCCACACACAUCCAAAAAACAAACAAAAAACACCCCCAAAACACCCAACAACCUAGAAAUCAAACAACAACAAAUAACAACAGCAAAAAACAACCCAAAACCAAAAAAAAACCCCAAAAAACAAAACCCAACAACUAAAAACAACCUCGGUUCCACUUUCUGUAAAUAUGUGCGAAUGUCCAAUCAAUCCAACUUGUUACAUGUCUGAUUACUUUCAUGGUCAGAUAAGGUAGUACCACGGUUGUUGAAUUUGGCCAAAUUUUAGUGUCUACAGCAUACUGUGCUAUGCGGAUUCAUCAUCCAUCGGUAAAAGAGUAACCCAUGAAGUAGCGACAGCGGGUUUCCUCUGACGCCAUAUAACCGUGAAUAAAAUGUGUUGAGUGUGUCGUUAAAUAAAACAUUUCCUUCCUUCCUUCAUCAUCCAUCGCGGGAAGAGAUGUAGCCCAGUAGUAAAGCGCUAGCCUGAAUCAUCGUCCGUCUGGGAUCGAUCCCCGUCGAUGGCUCCUUGGGCUACUAGUUCCAGCGAGUGCACCUAGCCCAAGUACUCUGCCGUUCGAGAGCUAGAAGGACUUUUGUACGGUAUGAUCGCUCUCUGUCAGAAUGAACGGCAGAGUACUUGGGCUACGAGUACACCAUGACAGGUAUAUCAAAGACCGUGGUAUGUGCUAUCCUGUCUGUGCGAUGGUACAUAUACAGGAUCUCUUGCAACUAAUGGGAACAAAUUAGUGAGUUUCCUUUCUAAGACUAUACGUCAAAAUUACCAAAUGUUUGACAUCCAGUAGCCGAUUAUUAAUAAAUCAAUAUGCUCUAGUGGUGUCGUUAAACAAAACAAACUUUUAACUUUUUAAAACAUCCAUCAUUUAGCGCACAAAACAUAAAUUAGCACAACCCCUUUUCAAAUUACUGUAUGACUGCGUACAAAAUAAAUUCACACCACCCCUAUUCAAAUUUCCGUAUCCGCCCUGUCUUUCGCACUUUAAAAUAAAUUAAAUAAACAGACAUGCAUACUGGAGUGACCUGGGUGAAUAGAUAACAACUGUGGUUAACAGAUUCGGGUCGUUUCGCCCUAACUAGUUUGACGGUGGCCAUUGUAAAAAUAAGUAGCUUAAGACAUUCUGAAAAAAAAUGGUCUCUGCAACUGUAAGUUUUAUAAUUUUCACGUUGACAUAUACAUGUAUAACACACCCCGUAGAAGCCGACGAAUUUGCAACGAAACUCGAGAAAUACAUACAGAACUUGGUAGAUUGUAAAAACCUGACAGGCUUGGCAGUAACCGUGGUGAAAUGGAAUGAAACCAUUUACCAGGGUGGAUUUGGUUAUCAGACUCUGGAAGAGAAACAACCAGUAACGGAGAAAACGCUUUUUAACGUCGGUUCCAACACCAAGGCCUUCACGUCGACGUUAGCAGCCGACGCCGUUGGCCGCGGCAAACUGCAGUGGGACGAGCCUCUUCGGACGGUUCUGGGGAAGGACUUCCAGCUGCAGGAUGAGUUCCGGACAUCAGAGGCCACCAUCAGAGAUCUGCUGGCGCAUAAACUAGGAAUGCCGAACUACUGGGGUGUCACGACUGCUGUGAUGAAUUUCACCAGAGAAGAAAUUGUCAAACGAUUUCGGUAUUUCCCAGUGAAGUAUGGCUUUCGAGAAUGGUUUCUCUACUCCAACUAUCCGUUUGUGUUGGCCGCGGCUACCAUCGAGAAGGCGACCGGAGAGCGGUGGGAGGAGGCGAUGUACAACAGAAUAUACAAACCUCUGGGAAUGACGGGAGCUCGGAUUGCCGCCACUAUGACGGACGAUGAUUGGUCGAAAACAGCCUGGUCCUAUACGUGGAUUAACAACACGUACGUGAAGAAUCCUGAGAAAACUAAUAUUAGAACUGUUGUCGAAAUUGAUCCAGCAGGAGGCGUAUUCAUCAAUGCGGAAGAUAUGGCCAAGUGGAUAAAAUUUCACUUAAGAGGAGGAAAAGACGAGAAAGGCUCUCAACUUCUUAACAGUGCUGCUCUUCAAGAAACUUACAAACCAAUGAUGCCAAGUCUGAGUGGCCGGAGAAUAUACAAACCCAAAUAUCCCGUGGACAACUUCAACCCCACUUACGCCAUGGGAUGGAGGAAUGGGCUUUACAGAGGAAGACCAACCGUGUUCCACACCGGUUCUUACAGCAGUUACGCGUCCCGGGUCACUUUCUUCCCCAGUAAUGGAAUCGGGGUUUGGUCCGCCAUCAGCACGGACAGUUCCCUCUUCAAUCAGUAUGACGUCAACAGAUUCGUCAGCUGGUUCGCCUCAGAUCUGCUCCUGGGUAAGAAACCGUGGCUUAAUGAAACAACGUCUUGCGACCCUUCACCGUGGAGCCGCCGUCGCAGGAGGAAAAGAAGAUCACCGAUUAACAAACGAUCACAGCCCGGAACUACGUCACAACCGAACUCUACCGAGUACCUCGGGGACUACUUCCACCCGGGCUUCGGCAAGCUGACCGUGUUCCUAGACGAAAACGAGAACCUGAAAUUCAAAUUCGGGUUGCUUCUCCACGGCCUGCUCCUGUCGACGUCAACCCCGGACACGUUUUACCAGCAACUCGAUUUCCCGCUCGUGUUUCGUUUUCAUGCUCCCGGGUCCGAUUUUGUCUUCAUCCGCAACAAGCAAGGCGUCGUAGUGGGGACGAGGGUGUUUUAUUUGGAAUAUAGUCUUCCGCCAGUUUUAUAAAAGUGGAUUUGGUCCAGAGGUAGACAAGGGUGCGCCAACAACCCUUGGGUGUAAGGACUCCCCUUCAUCUAAUUCAGCUCCCGCGAAUAUCAACAGCAUGGCCAUACAGGCGAUUUCUGUGCUUUCGGUUCUUCAUCGUAUAUUACAGGAUCGUGCAUAGCUUAAAAUAACAGCAGUUUCUUUUCUGGUAGAGUUAAGUAACUGUUUACCAAAUUAAUAUUUUUAUAUAAACGGGGUGUAUCUUAGGCUAACUGUGUAGUAUAGUAUAGCAAUGAUCUUUAAACAAUUGUGUUUUUUUUGCAUAAGGCAGUAAAAAACAGGUUUUGACAAGGUCUUGACUACUCAUACGUAUCCGGUCAGGUACGUCGUCUAUAAGAGGACUACCAUUCACCGGAUACAUAGCAAUCUUUAGGAUGACUACAGGAUAUAGUGUUCAUCAUUAGGAGGACUGCCACUCUCAGUACUGAUUUCACAAAUGUUAAUCGGCACAAGGCCGAACUUAUUGGACAUUUGGAUAGUUUUGAAGGCAAUAUACUCAAGAAACAUGGUCAAACUGUCUGUGUUGUAGCAUAUUACUUUGCAUCCGCCCUAUCCGGUGAAUUCUUACAAACCAACUUACAAUAUGCUUUUCAAAAUCCCUUUAAGUUGUUGUAAUAUCAAGUAUUAAACCAUUUACAAAUUAAAA
Messenger RNA from Gigantopelta aegis, 3623 nucleotides. RefSeq names its product beta-lactamase-like. The record is from RefSeq and is a predicted model, not a curated record. Bases 1367 to 2938 code for a protein of 523 amino acids. The transcript has 7 exons. NCBI's taxonomy places the organism in Eukaryota, Metazoa, Mollusca, Gastropoda, Neomphalida, Peltospiridae.